GGUGUGUAUGGCAAUUUGACUCACGAUCGAUUUGUGAUGGCGCCUUCUGCCUCAUCGCUGUGCCCCCCAACUCCACCACUACGUUCGCAUUCAUUCGCCAUUCUACAGUCUAACAUAAGAGGCAUCCUGCUACUGUGACCCUGUGACAGGCUCGGAUCUUUCGCUGGCGACACCCUUUCGCCACACCAGUCACUCGAGAGGCUUGGAAAGCUGCAGCCAGGUGCACGCGACCUUGGGGGUGCGCGCGGUCAUUGGAGAUCGUCAGCACUUGAAAGAGAUUGCCUCUCAAUCCUCCAACCAGAGCUCUACUGAACACCCCGUGGGGUUCUAGUGCUGUCCAAGGAGGAAGUCGAUCGCCUUCCACAAAAUAAUCUGAUCACUCAGUUUCAGCACCUGCUCUGUCGGGUUGCACGCGGAUUACAAGAUGGCGACGGCAAACGGCAGAACGCAGCUGCCUUCGCCGUUUGACAUCGACCAAACAUGGCAAUUCUUAGAAGUCGGCAUCUCGGUGAUGAUGGCGCGACGUACCGAAGGAUUGUCGUAUACAAGGUAUAUGGAGCUGUACACCGUGGUAUACAACUACUGCACCAGCAGCCGCAUGAAUGCUCCCUCAGAUGGACUGAGCGGUGGCGCUAGAGGGGCAAACCUUGUCGGCGCAGAUAUGUACCGGAGGCUGAGCAGCUACUUCGUGGAGCACUCCAAAGGUGUUGCGCAGUGCGCCGCUGACCUCUCCGGCGAGGCGCUGUUAAAGUAUUAUGUGUCGGAGUGGGAUAGAUACACUACGGGAUCGAAUUUUGUGCACAGACUAUUCACCUACCUCAAUCGACAUUGGGUCCGCCGGGAGAGGGAAGAGGGUCACAGGCAUGUGCACUUCAUCUACACGCUUGCGCUCGUUCAAUGGAAAGAACAAAUGUUUACGGUGGUGCAGAAGAACGGGAGACUGGUCACAGCUCUUCUCAAUCAGAUCGAGAAGCAAAGGACUGGGGAGACCAUUGAAACGAGUCUGGUCAAGAAGGUAGUGGAUUCAUUUGUCUCGCUGGGACUGGACGAGACCGACUCCACAAAACAGAACUUGGAGGUGUACAGAUACGACUUCGAGCGGGCGUUCUUGCAGGCAACGGAAAUUUAUUACGAAGCCGAAAGCAAGAACUUCGUCGCUAAGAAUUCUACGACCGACUACAUGAAAAAGGCGGAAGCAAGACUGCGGGAAGAAGAAGGGCGGGUUGAGAUGUACUUGCAUCCGACUACUACAGCCAAGCUUGUGUCCACUUGUGACAAUGUCCUCAUCCGCAAUCACUCUCAACUGCUCUGGGACGAGUUCCAAGCGCUCUUAGAUGCCGCCAAGACCGACGACCUCUGGCGCAUGUAUACUUUGCUGUUCCGCAUUCCAGAGGGCUUGCAGCCUCUCAGAGAAAGGUUCGAGGCGCACGUCAAGCGAGUCGGCUUGAACGCCGUGGAGAAAGCGUGCGCAGGAGGCGCAGAAGGCUCAGCGGCGAGCGAGGUGGACCCAACUGCAUAUGUCAAUGCGUUGCUUGAGGUGUACGCAAGCUCUCUCAAGACCAUCCAGAAUGCCUUCCGCACCGAGGCUGGCUUCUUGGCAGCUUUGGAUAAAGCCUGCAGGGAUCUGAUGAACCGGAACAAAGCAACGGGAGCCAGCAACAGCAAGAGCCCCGAACUCUUGGCCAGACAUGCCGAUGGGCUCUUGAAGAAGAGCAAUCGCAGUGCAGAAGAGGCGAAUAUGGAAGAAGCACUCAAUCAAGUGAUGAUCGUGUUCAAAUAUAUCGAGGACAAAGACGUCUUCCAGAAAUUCUACUCCAAAAUGCUUGCCAAGCGUCUGGUCAACUUCACUUCAGCGUCCGACGAUGCCGAAUCCAGCAUGAUCUCAAAGCUGAAGGAAGCUUGUGGUUUCGAGUACACAAGCAAGCUUCAGAGGAUGUUCACAGACAUGGGUCUGAGCAAGGAGCUCAACGAUAAUUUCCGCAAUUCGACGACUAGCCAAGGGGACGACGCCACUGGUGCAGAGAUGGACUUCUACGUCUUGGUGCUGGCCAAUGGAUUCUGGCCUCUGCCGCACGCCACAACGGAGAUCGUGAUUCCGACCGAGCUUUUGCCGACCUACACUCGCUUUGAGCGAUACUAUGGUGCUAAGCAUUCGGGACGGAAACUCACUUGGAUGUGGCAACUCGCCAAGACUGAAAUACGCACCAACUACUUGAGCCAAAAGCUUAUCUUCCAGCUCAGUGCUUACCAGACUGCUGUCAUUCUGCAGUUCAACGCAAGCGACAGUCUCACUUACACUCAGCUUCGAGAAGCCACGGGGCUGGCGGACGCGAACCUCAAGCCUGCUUUGGUGCCGCUUGUUAAGAGCAAGGUGCUACGUCAGGAUGACGACGCCUACGAGCUGAAUACGGAGUUUAAAUCAAAGAAGGUGCGCGUCAAUUUGAACAUGCCCAUGAAAGCAGAGCAAAAGGCGGAGUCCUCGGAUGUGAUGAAGACAGUCGACGAAGAUCGAAGGAUGCUACUGCAGGCCACGAUUGUGCGCAUAAUGAAAGCGCGAAAGCAACUGAAGCACAUGCAGCUGGUUGCAGAGGUUAUUUCACAGGUCUCGGCGCGCUUUCAACCGAAAGUGCCAGACAUCAAGAAGGCAAUUGAUCAGCUGAUUGACAAAGAGUACCUUGAGAGGGUGGAGGAUCAAAGAGACCUGUAUCAAUACUUGGCCUAGAGGGGUGCGCGCAGCCUUCAAGGGGACUCUUUUUCAGGUGCGUGCUGGCAACGCACAGCACUGUGUCGCAUGCUAGUGGCCACGUGUCUCAAUGCAUUUGUAUCAAAUCAUCGCAAAGUAGUGGCUCGCACCCGACAAGCCAAGGGGUCAUCAAGGGCUGCACCAAUUCUGGAAUGCA
This is a messenger RNA of Ceraceosorus guamensis, 2900 nucleotides long. Its product is annotated as putative SCF complex member Cullin 1. Gene Ontology annotation, molecular function: ubiquitin protein ligase binding. Gene Ontology annotation, cellular component: SCF ubiquitin ligase complex. The record is from RefSeq and is a predicted model, not a curated record. Bases 425 to 2722 code for a protein of 765 amino acids. The transcript is spliced from 12 exons. Gene Ontology annotation, biological process: SCF-dependent proteasomal ubiquitin-dependent protein catabolic process; protein ubiquitination. NCBI's taxonomy places the organism in Eukaryota, Fungi, Basidiomycota, Exobasidiomycetes, Ceraceosorales, Ceraceosoraceae.